Electrophorus electricus (electric eel) is the source of this 9362-nucleotide messenger RNA. RefSeq names its product proline-rich coiled-coil 2B (gene prrc2b). The record is from RefSeq and is a predicted model, not a curated record. Gene Ontology annotation, biological process: cell differentiation. Lineage: Eukaryota; Metazoa; Chordata; Actinopteri; Gymnotiformes; Gymnotidae.
GAGCGACACCAUAGUCGAUGAGCGCAACUGCUUUUAUUUUACUAGGCCGAGUAGGUCCUAUAGGCAACACAAGUAAACGGAGAGGAGAAAAAGAACUGGCCGAAGAAUCUUUAUCCAUCCUUUUGGGUUUUACUAGCAGGUGGAAAUAUUUUACGAUAUCUGAUCUGAAGAAAACGCAAUACGUUGAAUCGAAUCAAAACGUCCACAGGAAGAGGUGCAAAGAAAAAUUCCCAUACUCGAUGACAUUACAUCGCAAUGUCCGAUCGUUUGGGGCAAAUAACCAAGUCCAAGGAUGGGAAAAGCAAGUAUUCCUCGCUCAGCCUAUUUGACAAAUACAAGGGAAAGUCAAUAGAAACUCAGAAAACCACAGUUGUUCCGCGACAUGGCUUGCAGAGUCUUGGCAAAGUGGCCACUGCCCGGCGCAUGCCCCCACCCGCUCACCUGCCGAGCUUGAAAUCCGAGAAUAAAGGAAACGAUCCCAACGUGAUUAUUGUGCCCAAAGACGGAACAGGAUGGGCGAACAAGCAGGAACAGUCCGAUCAAAAGAGUUCCGUUGCAUUGACAGCACAGCUGCCGGAGUCGCAGCAGCAACUGCCUUUGCAGAAAUCUGUCUCCAAUCUUCAGAAGCCAACACCGGCAGCCAGCCAGGAGAACACAAGCACAGGUGGACCAAAGCAAUGGGCACAACUAAAUGGAAAGGCAGCAGAUCAAGAUGGUUUAAGGGCCUCAAACCGACUGCAGCCCUUCUCUCACGAGGAAUUUCCGACGCUGAAAGCAGCAGGAGAACAGGACAGGGCUGGCAAGGAAAAAAGCGCCUUCGAUCCGUCGUAUGGGCCCGGACCAAGCCUCCGCCCGCAGAAUGUCACGAGCUGGAGGGAGGGUGGUGGGCGGUACCUCCAGCCCAUCUCCCUUGCACCCGCCCUCUCCUCUGACCCGGAGAGCAAGGGUGGCAGCAGCCCGGCUGAGGCCACAACCCCCCUUCCUCCUCCUCCUCCCUCAUCCUCCUCAUCUUCCUCCUCCUCAUCUUCCUCCUCCUCAUCUGCCAAUGCCGCCGCCACCACUGCCACGGCGCCAUCGCCCGACCUGAAGGAGCCCCCGCUGCGACCGGUCCAGCCCCUGCGCAGAACAGUACCCUCUGCCUUGCAGUACCAAUUCCACCACACUAGCACCACCUACCACGACAUGCUGCCUGCCUUCAUGUGCCCCAAAGAGACUCGUGACGGCCCCGGCUCUUCUGAGCAUGGCCUUGCCACUGUGGUUGCCCCCCUGCGCUUCGAUGCUAGGCCCACCUUCAGACCAGCUUACCCUACUCCAGAGCCUGUCAACGGAGAUGUGCGAAGGGAGAACCGUUUUGCGCGUGCUCCCCCGCGUCCCUCUCCCCGCCCGCUGCGUCGCCCUGGAGACAGGGCACCCCGGCCUGCUAUCAUUAACCCGGAUGAUCUGAAGGACCUUGAUGACCUGGACAAUGACUGCGAGGACGGAUGGGCAGGUCUCCAUGAGGAGGUGGAUUACAGUGAAAAGCUCAAAUUCAGUGAUGACGAUGAGGAUCAUGCUCCCAGCGAGAAGAAUAAAAUUUGGGGAGAGUGGGAGUCCCACCGGGAACGUCAGUCAUCCGUGAGUUCAGGAGAGGGUCAUUACCCACAGGAGGCCGAAGAAGACUCCUUCCAGCACCAGUUCGAUGCCCCACCUUUCAGGAAGGCAAAUGGCAGAUAUGCCUCCACAGAUUCACAGCAUAAGCCUAGUGGGGCGAGUGAGUCUGCGGAGGAGCCUGAAGAGCUGCAGAGGCCCCCUGCUCCCCCUCGCGCGAAGUUUGUGUCGGGGGUCCUCUCUGAGGCUGUGGAGAGGGCACGGCGGCGGCGGGAGGAAGAGGAGCGGCGCGCCCGUGAAGAAAGGCUGGCUGCUUGUGCUGAGAAGUUGAAGAAGCUGGACGAGAAGUUUGGCUGGAGCGAGCGGCCGCCACGCACCGGGGACUCGCAGAGGGAAACGCACGCCGCCGAGGCCAAGGAGCCUGUGCCGUCCCCCGGCCGCGAGCCCACCAAGCCACAUCUGGAGGCCUGGCAGCAUGCCACUAAAGAAGUGUCAGAGCAUCCUUGUAGUCAGUCCCCUAGCCAGGAUUACAGAGAUGACGGCUUGGGUUACCGGAACGAGGACGAUGGCCCAGAACCCACCUCUCCGCUUCCUGACUACGGUCGGCACUACAAGGCCGUCCCGCCGCGCUUUCAGAAGCAGCACCAGCAGCAGGAGCAGGUGUACAAGAUGCAGCAAUGGCAGCAGUCAGGCCAUCCUCCGCAGGCAGGCUCGGGGCACCCACAGCGAGGGUACUAUCCCCCACACAUGCUGGGCUUUGACCCCCGCUGGAUGAUGAUGCCCCCCUACAUGGACCCCCGCAUGGCCCAGGGUCGCUCGCCUGUUGAUUACUAUCCUCCCAGUGUCCACUCCUCCGGAAUGAUGAAGUCAGUCAUCCAGCAGGAUCGCCUCAAUAGCCCUGGCUCAGCCUCUGAUGAAGGAAGCCAUCCCAGCAUGCACCAGGAGAGGCGAGCACCCUCCACCGAACCCUACCCAGUCUGGAGCCAAGAUGGCUACCCUCCUGCUCGCAGUUUUACUCCACCUUACCAGAGACAGCAUGAAAACACUGAUAGGACAGAUGACAGGAGUGACAGGUCAUGCUCUCAGCAGGACUCUUAUGAAGACAGAGGGACUGAGCGUGUGGACAGCCCAACCGAUGACCUCCCACACCAGGGCUACCGUCAGGGACGAGGCGCCGACAUGUCUCUGACUUCCCAGCGUGACGCAGGGCAUGAGGAGGCUCGACCACCGUCGGUGCAUGGCCGCCCGCACCACGGAGAUGGAGAAUACUCCAAACCUGACCAUCAGAAGGAGGCCUGCUCCACCAGGCACCAGAGGGAAAGUGCGGAUUCCCACGACGAUGCGUGUGAGGGUAAAGAGAAGGGCUAUGACUCGGACUUCUGGAGAAAAGAGGGCUCGCUGAAGAAAGACGGCUGCAUGCAGUCUCAGUGGGCCGAGCCAGGCUCCGGCUCCAGCUCCAGCAGUGCUGGCCCGCCAUCCGAGUCCAGCGGCAGGACCCUCAGGAGGACCGGUCCCAUCAAGAAGCCCGUGCUCAAGGCCCUGAAGGUCGAGGACAAGGAGAAUGAGAAGCCCAAAUCGGAGCCAGAAGAAAAGCCUGUUCCAUAUCGGCUGGAGAAGGAGGUCCUGACCAACGUGUAUGACCUGAAGAAGGACAGCCAGCCCCUGACCAGCAGGCACUCUGUUCCUCCUCCAGCCGCCUUUCACGAGGAGAAGCAGUUUGCUCCUCCCAAAGUAGAAAAGGCCAGCAAUCUAAGCGAGGAGUCCACCAAGGAGAACACCUGGGAUGGCGGCAAGUCCCAGCUUAAAGAGCCCUUAGACAGCCGAGAGCUACCAGUGCCACGCCGCAACAACUGGAUCUUCAUUGAUGAAGAGCAGGCAUUCGCCGGGGCCAGAGGGACAGGGCGGGGCCGUGGCAGGGGCUUCAGGGAGUUCAGCUCUCGGGGCGGCAGGGGGCGUGGGGAACGCUCAGACAACCCCAGGGGUGCAUACAACUCCAGCAACGGCCAGCGGGCAGGCCGGGGCAGGGCCCCACGGGACUUCGCCAAGGCCGAGGAGCUACAACGGGGUAAACCGCGGCGCCGCAAUGUAAGCGAGACCCUGAGCGAGGCAUCAGAGUACGAGGAGCUGCCCAAACGGCGUCGGCAGAAGGGCUCCGAGAACGGCGAGGCGCCAUAUUCAGGCUCAGGGGACAUGAAGAGGGUGGAGAGGGACUCGUGGAGGUCCAACAAGGUCUACAACAAUGAUCAGGGUGGAGGAGGAGAGGCGCGGGAGAAGCCCAAAACAACAAGAGGCUUCGGCCGGUCCCUCCCGCCGCGCCUCAAUGCCGGGUACAACCGCGGCUUUGGCACAAGGGAAAUCUCUACCUGGAGGGGACGAGGAACACAGUUUGGAGGUGUUGUCACGCAGGAGAAUGGAUACAACUUUGGGAGCGACUCGUAUUCGAGGAAGUCAGCCGAGGGUGAACCCCUAAAAUACCCACCAAAGUUCUCCGCGUCCUUUGUGGAGAAUGGUGUAGAGGACAGAGGGGAGGGGGACUACUACCUGGACAACGACAACCCUGACAACAGGCCCCUGAGGAGACGUCGCCCGCCACGCCAGGACAAGCCGCCGCGGUUCAGGAGGCUGCGUCAGGAACGGGAGACUGGGGCUCAGUGGAACAGCGAGGAGUACGUCAACGGGGACCUCGCUAACCCUUGGCCCAGUCGCUCGAAGGCCGACGAUCACUGGCCAGGCCAGUACUCUGGUGGCAGGCAGCAGGAGUUUGGACAUCAGGGUGAGGACUGGGAGACCGGUUCAGAGAACAGUGACUUUAACGAUUGGCGGGAGAAGCGGGGCGGUGCCCAGCAUGGCGAUGCACCCGCUGACCCCACCCACAGCGAGGCCGGCUCAGAGAAGAGAGAGCUCUCUAAAAGGAGCUUCUCCAGCCAGCGCCCUCUUGUGGACCGACAGAACCGCAAGAAUGACAUGGUCGUUUUGGAAAGCAGCAAGAUGAGUCGCUCUACGGACACCCCCUCUAGUGUUGGCUCGUCAAACCGCAAUGACGGCUGGCAGAAUGGGGUCUCACCCAACUGCAGAAGGAGUCCAGAUGAUGCAGCUCCAGGUUUGAGCACAGUGCCGGUGUACACGGUGGAGCAGACAGAGGAAGGCCUCACCACCAGCACCUCCGAUGCCGUCGCCAAGAAGAUGGAGAAGGAGCUGAAACCACGGGGCAUCAAAGGAGACAUGGCUGAGCCCCUCUCCCAAUACGACCUGAAUAGUUACCCGAUUGAAAGCGAUUCGGGAGCUUCCAUUCCAAGUCCGGAGGGAUUCCAGGAUGCCCUUUCAAAAAAACAGCGCCGCCCUCAGGAGGACGAGCGCAGGAGGAAGGAGCAGGGCCCGCCGGUAGCAGUAAAGAAUAGAUCAGUCACUUCAAAGAUGCCUCCCCGAUUUGCUAAGAAGCAGGGCAGCAUGUCCAUGGAACAGCCGGAAGAGCCCCUCUCAACCAGCAACUUGGGCACGGAGAUAUGGGAAACCAACAGCACAGCUCUUACAGUUCAGUCGUCUGGUGGUGACUCAUGGACGAAGCAGGUCUCGUACACUGGGAGCGAACCAAAUUCUGAGGACUCGGACGCGGGACCCGAACAGAGCAAAGAGCACAAGCCGGGUCCAAUCGGCAACGAACGCUCACUGAAGAACCGCAAGGGCUCAGAGGGCAUGGAGCGUCUGGAGGGGCCCAUCACCCCGGUCAACGGUGUGGACAGCGUCAUCCCUGUUCCCCCCAUCGAGUUUGGCGUCAGUGCGAAGGACUCGGACUUCAGCCUUCCGCCGGGGUCUGCCCCUGUGGCUGUGUCCAGCCCAGUCACCAAGCUGCAGGAUGCUCUCGUUGGCAACGCGGGCCUUGCUCAGGGCAUUCCUAUGCUGCGCAGAGAUCACCUGCAACCUGCCAUCAACCUCAACCCAAUAUCCUUCCCCACCACGGACCUCACUCUUAAGAUGGAGUCUGCCCGUAAAGCCUGGGAGAACUCGCAGUCGCUCCCCGAGCAGGGCUCCCCCGGCGGGGCCGGCUCAGGUACCCAGCCCCCCUGCAGCGCCGGCUCCUCCAGCGGCGUCAGCUACAGCUCCUUCGGAGGUGUCUCCAUGCCGCCCAUGCCCGUGGCCUCUGUUGCCCCCUCUGUGUCCAUGCAAGGUAAUCACAUCCCUCCUCUGUAUCUGGACGGCCAUGUUUUUCCUAGUCAGCCUCGACUGGUGCCGCCAACCAUGACCCAGCAACAGAGCUACCAGCAGGCAGCAGCCGCCCAGCAGAUUCCCAUCUCCCUGCACACAUCUUUGCAGGCGCAGGCCCAGCUUGGACUCAGGGGAGGCCUGCCUGUCUCUCAGUCCCAGGAUAUGUUCAACUCCAUCCCCCCUUUCAGGUCCCAGGUGUACAUGCAUCCCAACCUCUCUCAGCCGAGUCCCAUGGUGCUGUCGGGAGGGGCCCCUCUUAAAGGCCCGUACUCAACCUUCCCUGGCAUGCAGCCCUCUGACAUGGUGAAACCCCAGUCAGGCUCCCACUACCAGCCCAUCAACGGCAAUCAGCCCCUGGUUUACGACGGGCCCAUGAACCAGGCUCCUGGCAUGGGCACUUCCCAGCUCAUGGACUCCCAGCUUAUUCAGGUGCCCAUGCCACUGCCUGGCUCUCAGCUGCGUUAUGGCUCAGCCCAGCAGCACCUUAUCCUGCCCCAGUCCAUCCAGCUGCAGCAGGGGCAGAAUCUGUCUGUGAGCGCCCCACGGCGCAUCAUGCCCCCCGGCUCCCAGCCACCCAUCAUGCCUACUAACAGGGAGCCAUCCCAGAUGGAGAUGAAAGGAUUCCAGUUUUCCGACAAGGGCAACCACUCACCUGGAAUACCUGCUGGCUCCUACAGGCCUGGCUCGGCUAGCCCCAGUGGGAAGCCCUCUGGUCCCAGUGGUCCCCAGGCUGUGGGCCCCCUGCCUGGACAUUACCCUCAACAGGUGGCCCCUCCCCAGGGCAGCAUGGUGAUGCACAUCCGUGCCCCCACCGCGGGCCCCUUCCCCAGCCCCAUCCAGCGGCCCGUCGUGCAGGUAAACAAGGCCGUCAUCAUUCGUUCCCCCCCUUACCCCAGCCCGGGUCGCGAGCCACCCCACUCCACCCCACCUUCCAACCCUGAGGCGGCCACCAAGGGGCCUGAGGAGGGCACGAAGACCAAGGCCCUCCGUGAGUCCCGGCAGGCUGUGGGCGACCUGAAGGCCUCCUCAUCAGUGAUGCCCAGCAAGCUCCAGGAGCCCCUGGCCUCUGGCCAAGCCAAGCCAGGGCGCACCGGAGCCAUCAAGCCCCAGGCAGCCAAAGCAGAGGACAACAAGGUCUGAUGUGGAACCUCUGCCCGCCUCCAGUCUGCUGCAGUCACCUCAGCUCCACGCUGCUCAGAUUUCGUUGCCUUCAGGCAACCUUAGGACCUCUCUACCCUUUUUUUCCUGUUUGUUUGUUUUUGUUUUGUUUAUUUUUAUUUCCCUCCCCCCACGUCCAUCUUUCACUUCUCUCUAAGACAAGAAACUGAAACAGGAGCACCAAAAUCCAACACCUCACAUGUAUACAUACUCACACACCACAUACAUACAUGCGCGUGUGCGCACACACACACACACACAAAAAUAAAAUGUAUACUAUAUUAUAUAUAUAUAUACACACACAAUAGCUUGGGACUUUUCUAAGCAGACUCUUCAAAAUCAUCUUUAUUUAUUAACAUUUUUCAUUUAAAGAAAAGAAUAAUGUUAAGGCAAAUUUCAUGUUUUCUGCAUCAAAGUUUGAAAAAAGAAAACUGAAAAAUAAGGAAGCAUCACAACCUCCCUCAGCUUGUACAUCUUCCAAUCCAUUGCCAAACUGUUCCCAUCUGCUUGGACUGUAGUUUUGAGUGACGGUUGAGAAUCAAUGAACAUGUUGGAAGCUUACCUGUAAGCCUCUGUAAGAACUGCAGUGUAUGGAACCAUUUGUCAUUUUUACUGGGUACCAUGGAAUUUUAACUUUUUUUUUUUUUUUUUUUCCUCUCCUUUCUUUUUUAAUAAAUAUCUAUCAUAAUCAAUGCCUAUUUGCUCUAUUAUUAAAGGGCACCUUUUACUGAAUAAAACAAACUUCAAAACCCAGUUUAAGGACAUUGUUCUGUGAAUCCAAGGCAAGCUUGACCUGUAAAAUGCGAUCCCGGCGAACGAGAAACUGAACUUCAACAGCUUAUGAAAGACUGCUUAGUGAAGACCUAUAUUAUUUUUAAAAGCUGUUUUUUUUUUUCAUGUAUUAUGUAACUAAUCUUUGGGGGGAGGGGGUUGUUUUGGGGGUUUUUUUUGUUUGUUUUUUUGGUUGGGUUUUUUGCAGAUAUUUUGCUUCUUGAAGUCUCACCGGCAUUGGUGCGGUGUCAGUAUUCAAAGGAAUUGGUGUGUGCGUGCAUGUGUGCGUGCUUGUUUCUUAGCCUGGGCCAGUGGAGGGCAUGUAUUAUUUGAGGGAUGUGUGUUUUUGGAAAUAUUGGGUUGUGUGCAUUUGGUGAACCAAGGUGGAAUGUGUGAAAACUUGGAGCACUUGAUCAUUUAAAUGGCUUUUCUGUGUUAUCCCUAUCGCUGAUCUGACAUGUUCCUCCCCCCUGCCUCUCCUCUCUCUCUCUCUCAUUUUUAUUUUAUAUAUAUAUAUAUAUAUAUAUAUAUAUAUAUAUAUAAUAUAAAAAUGUGAGCUUGAUUUGGUUGUUUUCAGAAACAAAGACCUAAAUUUGCAUUAACUGAUUUGCUUAUUCAGCAAGUGUUUAGUUUAGUUUUUGUUUUCCCUCCCACUGCCUCUUUAAUCAGCUCACCUGAAACACUUGUGUGGAUGAUUGAGAUGUCCUAUCGUAAUGCUUGUGAUCGUGUUGGCUCAUUGGGGUUGGUGCUGAAAAGGUUUAUUUUGGGCACAAUGUCCUUGCUGUCAUGUACAGUACCAAGGGAUGGUUCCAGCAGUACAGUGUGGUCUAAUUGUUGUGAGGGUCCAAGGGUGUGGCAUCAUGGAGGGGGUGACUGAUUUGUCUGGUGUGUAGUCAUGUAAUUUUGGUUAAGACUACAGCGCCUCAGUGAAGACGUGCACGUUUUUGAUGUAUGAAUCUGAGCACAUCAGCUGCACUUCUCAUUUCAAAGGGGUGGGGCAAGUAAAUAGUAUGUUCAUGGUUAUCAAUGGUGAACCAAACGAGAAUUUACAGGUAUUGAUCAUACAGAUGUGCAUCACUAUAGCCAUUCAUACUUGUGUUUGCAGAAUGACAUGAAAAGCUUGAAGACGCAUUUAAUAAUGUUUGUUAAUAUCUGAGGAAAAUGCUUAGCUUAAGGGACACCACCUCUUUCACAAAUUGGGACUGUCACUUGGUUUGGUUUGCAGGAUAUUUUCUGCCCCAGUUCCCCCUCAUGGUGUGUGUGUGUGUGUGUGUGUGGGUUGUUUUUGUUUUUUUUUAUCUCCCUCCCUCCCUCCCUCCCUUCGGUAGGUGUACAUUGACACUGCUUGAACACUUGAACUUCAAUGGUAAUAUCGUUCUUUGAUCACAAAGUAAUAACUGUACAGGCACACAUUAUUGCCCUUUUCUUUGUAGACUUGUAUUUAAAGGGGUGACAAUGGGUAUUUUCCUGUUGAAGUUCUACAUAUUUAAGUUUGUGUAAGCGACAGUGCUCGCUGCUGCCCUUUCAGUCUGUCUAUCCCUCCAUGUUGUUUAUCCUUUCAGAGAUGUGAUCAUAAUUGCUCUUUUUCUUGUUACAUGAUCUCGUUGAGAGGAAAAAAUAAAGCAGACUGCUUUUUCCAAAAA